Molecule: messenger RNA, 1337 nt
Organism: Lotus japonicus
Lineage: Eukaryota; Viridiplantae; Streptophyta; Magnoliopsida; Fabales; Fabaceae
Exons: 5
Coding region: 71-928 (285 amino acids)
Source: RefSeq, a predicted model, not a curated record
AUAAUUAGUUAAUUACCCUCCAAGUUAUGAGAAAUUGUGCUAGGCAAUCUUGGGUGUUUGUAAGAGAGCAAUGAUUCUGAACUGUGUUAGAGUCACAGCAGCCAUGGCUGUUCCUUCAUGGAGGCCUAUCCGCUGCGCUUCUUCAACCAUCAACACGGAACAGCUUCGUUCACAACUUGAUCAGCUUCAUGCGGAGGCAGACACCACCAGAGCCAAGGCUAGUAAUGCUAGAUUGAGGCUUCUGCGUUUGUCAGAGGCAGCAGAGAAGCUUCAAAAACAAGCAGCUAUAAGCAUGCAGAGAGGGGAGGAAGUUGAUGCAAGGGAAACGCUUUUUCAGAGGAAGAAAGUGUUGCAGGCUUUGGAGAAGUCUAAAAGCCGCAUUGAAUUGCUAGAUGAGCUUUCCACAAAGUUAAGUGAGGCAAUAUCUUUGAAAGAAAGCCAACUAAUUGGAAAUGUCACUAUGAGCAUUGAAGACACAACAGAAGAUGUUUCAAAUCCAGUUCGAAUCAUUGCUCCAAAGGAGGAGAUUCUAAAAGAUUUUUCCAACGAUGCCUCAGAUCCCGAUAUGAUGAAAUUUAGCAAUAUUCAAGAUCUGCAACUUUCUGUGGAAAGUCAAGGGAAUCCACUGGAGGAUAAGGAGACUGAAAAUCUUCAGAAAUCCCAUAGCAUCAGCAGUCAAUAUGAAGACAAUACAGCCAGCAGCUUGUUAGAAAUAUCCUCUUAUGAGGAUUUCAUGGAACAUAUAGAUCAAAAGCUCAGUGAGAUUGAAGCUGAACUAGUUACUGUUAUGAAUGUGUCAACAUUGGUACUGGAUGGUGAAGAGAGACCGAAGAAUUCCAGGUUGCAACAAACAAUGGAACUCCUUGAGAGCAUCCAUGGAAUUAGACAGAGAAUCAGAAGUACCAAGGAGUCAAAACUGAGGAUCUGAUCAAGUUUGUUUUGUUCAACUCAUCUUCCACUGCCAGUCAUGCAGGAGCAGCAGAUAUGGACAGAUAGCUGAAGGACUAAGGAUAGCUUAGUGAAUUGCUUGUCCAUGCCUUUAGCUUCCACUGCAAAGUUUUCUGAUUUUUUCUAUCUCAGAAAUGAACGUAGUAUCGAAUUGUUUCGAUGAAUACUCCUUGAGAAGAAAGGACCUUUGUGCAUAAGGUAAGGUAGCAUCCUUUAGCACCUGUCUGUAGUUUCCCUACCAAAGGACUUAUUAUUGUCAAGGGGAAUUAAUAUUUUAAAUCAUACAUCUACUUUGUAUCAGGAAGGCAAAAAGGUGUGGCUGUGGCCUUUUUGGAGAUCGUAAUUAUGGCUUACAAGAUUGAUAUAAUUUAUAUAUUUGCUUCAUGUAA